AUGUUAAGUAAAUAUGCCGCGUCUCUGUCUAAAAGAUUAAUAAAUUCAGUAAAUUUAAGAUUUACUUCGCAGUUACAAACUGAUGGUGGCAGCUAUUUACAUAAUCCAGGAAGUGAACCUUUAACCAUUGCAACAUUAGGGGAUGUUAUAGCGGAAACAGCAAACAAGUACCCCGAUAGGAUUGCCAUUAGGUCCAUCCAUGAAGAUCUCUCUAUGACUUAUGAAGAACUAUUAAAUAAGGCUGACUCCAUAGGUUGCGCAUUAAGAGCAAAUGGCUUCGAAAAAGGUGACAGAAUAGGAAUAUGGCUUCACAAUUCUUCGGGAUGGGUGACUUCUGUUCUUGCGGCAGCUAGAGCUGGACUUAUAGCGGUUUUUAUCAACCCUACAUUUGAGAAAGACGAACUGCAAUUUUGUAUUAACAAAACACAAAUAAAGGGAUUAGUGAUUGGUGAUAACAUAAAAAACAUAGAUUAUUAUGGUGUAUUGAAUAAAAUGUUGCCAGAGUUACAGUCUUCUAAGGAAGGACUAUUGCGAUCAGAAAAUUGUCCGAGUCUGAGAUCUAUUAUUACAGCAGGCAAAAAAAAAUUGAAUGGAGUAACAACACUAGACUCUUUAAUUUAUAAUAACAAAAACAAUAGCGAAAUAACAAAAUACAGUAAUCAAGUAAAACCAGAAGAUAGUCUUUAUAUUUUGAUGACGUCGGGGACUACUGGAACACCUAAAGGCGCUCUGCAUUCUCAUAUUGCAGUAUUAAAUAAUAGUUACUUAUUUGGGAAAAGACUCGGCUUACAAGAACAACACCAAGUUGUAUGUUUACAGUCUCCACUGUUCCAUGCCUUGGGAUCUCUCCUUACGCUCUUAGGGCCACUGCGUCAUGGCUCGACGGUGGUCCUCCCAUCGCCCAUGUACAGCACUACCGCUAGCUUAAACGCACUAUGUGCUGAAAAG
Molecule: messenger RNA, 948 nt
Organism: Brenthis ino (lesser marbled fritillary)
Lineage: Eukaryota; Metazoa; Arthropoda; Insecta; Lepidoptera; Nymphalidae
Source: the annotation of a GenBank genome assembly